Messenger RNA from Pyrenophora tritici-repentis Pt-1C-BFP, 4270 nucleotides. RefSeq names its product nucleoporin Nup157-170. Gene Ontology annotation, biological process: protein import into nucleus; transcription-dependent tethering of RNA polymerase II gene DNA at nuclear periphery; RNA export from nucleus. Gene Ontology annotation, molecular function: structural constituent of nuclear pore. Gene Ontology annotation, cellular component: nuclear pore inner ring; nuclear pore. Lineage: Eukaryota; Fungi; Ascomycota; Dothideomycetes; Pleosporales; Pleosporaceae. The record is from RefSeq and is a predicted model, not a curated record.
AUGGCUUUUCAGAUGGCGCCCGCGACGCCUCAGCGCCCUACUCCCGGCGCCUUUGUUAAUACUCCAGCACCGAACCGGCCUGGAUUCACACGAACAGGGUCAAUGUCGCAACCUCAGCAGCAGCAGCAGCAGCAAGCGCUGCCUGCACCGCCAGCAGAAAGCCCCAUCGAUCGCGCAUCGCGGACCAUAAACAGCAUGCUGGACAGGGACAAUCGGUUCCCAGCACUGGAGGCGUACAUAGGACAGGGCGUCACUGGUGAAUACGAGAUACCGCAAAGUCCAGCAUGGAUGCCCUUUCAGAAAUUGCGCUCCUACAAGCUCCCAGAGGCCGUGUUUGAGCAGGUCGACCAUACGCAAAUGUCGACGAGCAUGGGCCUGUUCGCCGAGAUCAACCACGCCUGGGUGGUCGUGGACAACCAGGUCUACCUUUGGGACUACACGCACCCGAACCCCGAGCUAGUCGGUUUCGAAGAGCAGCCCAGUAAUAUUACGUGCGUGAAGCUGGUCAAGCCGCGGGCCGGUGUCUUCGUCCCAAGCAUCGAAUACCUCCUCGUUGUCGCGACCGUGUCAGACAUUUUCCUCAUCGCCAUCGAAUGCCAACGGGGGCCUGAGGGUGUGCAUGGCAUCACAAUGUACCGGACGGGGCUGUCGACGUCGGUUAGGAAGAUCAACGUGACCGCCAUUGCCGGCUCGGCAGCAACAGGGCGCAUCUUCUUUGGCGACGGCCAUACAGAAGACGUAUACGAGCUGAACUACCAGCAGGAGGACAAGUGGUUCUCCAGCAAGUGCAGCAAGACGAAUCACGUCACGCCAUCCAUUGGCUUACCCUCACUCCCAUUCUACGGGCCCGCGAAAGUAGAUGGCAUACAGGACAUGGUUAUUGACGACACCCGGAAAGUUCUCUAUACGCUUUCGACCAAUGGCACUAUCAAAGUCUACUACAUGCGAGAUUCCAACAUUCUCGAGAGCGCCCUUACCCGCACACGAGACCAAAUCGAGACAAUGUGUGGCCAUAUUGUACGCUCAGCCGCCGCUCUGAGCAACAUGCGAGUUGUUAGCCUGACGCCCAUCACAAGCACAGAAGCGGACAAUAUGUCGUUGAUGGCAAUCACCUCGACUGGAUGCAGACUAUAUCUAAGCACGACCUCUGGUGGCCAAUGGAACUCUACCAACACGAGCGCUCCAAAUAGUAUGCAGUUGCGUCACAUCCGAUUCCCGCCACACCAAAAUCAAAAUACCUCGCAGCUCAGCAACUCGACACAGGUACAACCUUACCAAGGCAGUGCAGCAAUCGCCUUCGAUUCAACGUGGCUCACACAAACCAAGCUCGCAACCAGAUACGCACCCGGUGCUUUCUUUUCCUUUGUACUCCAGUCGCCCAAUGACCCGAAUCACCACAUGUUCGCUUCGGCUCCGCAUUCGGGACUGCUAGCGCAACGGGAAAGCUCGGAGCCUCCGCGCUACACUGAGACUGGCAUGUUUACACCGCUCAUAGGCAGAGUUCAAGACAUUGGCCUAGUCACAGCCCCCUUCUCCGCAAGAAACGAACCCCUCGGCUUUGGAAACGAGCUCUCCACCCAAUUCGACAUUCCGCUCUCCGAAUACGCAAUCAUUACAUCAAACGGCAUCGAAACGGUUCGACGGAGACGGCUGGUUGACAUCUUUGCCUCUAUUGUGAAAGUUCAUGGUCCAGACGGUGCUGAAGCUGAUGUUCGCAAGCUCGCAAAGCAGUACGGUCUAGCUGAGACCUCUGCUACCGCCCUAGCUGUUGCCUGUGGUCAAGGAUCGGAUGUUGGGCCCGACUCGCGAAUUGCGAAAGUAACCGACUCGGAGGUUAUCGAAUUUGCUCGAAAGGUCUUUAUCGAAUUUGGCGGAAAGGCCCAUUUGACGGAGAGUGCAACAGUAGAAGGUCUGAGUGUGGAAAAUGUUCGCGCAUCACCACGGCACGAUGGUAUUGCUAUGUACGUGUCACGCCUCGUUCGCUCAAUCUGGAAUACUCCCAUCAUCCAGGAGGUUGCCGAACCCACCGGUCCCGUCCUCACAUCGACACACGGCACUGCCAAGUUGCACGAAAUACAACGCUGUUUGGCCCAGCUCCACGAGUUUCUAGAGUCCAACAAGUCUUUCAUUGAGGGAUUGGCCGGCCCAGAAGCAUUGGGACGCGCGGCGUCGCGGCAAGAAGAGGUUGAGCUCCAAGGCGAGAACCGGGCACUCACCAGUUUGUUGCUCAUGAUCAAUAACAUUGUUGAGGGCAUAUCUUUUGUUCUCGUACUCUUCGAAGAGCGCUUGGAGGAUAUCCUGGCGCUGCUGCCAGAUCCUCAGCUACAAACGAGGGUCCGUCAGCUCACAUUUCAGGGUCUCUUUUCCGCCAAUGAGGGUAGGGAGAUUGCCAGGGAAUUGGUCAAGGCCAUUGUGAACCGUAACAUCACCAAGGGUUCCAAUGUCGAAUCAGUCGCCGAGGCCCUGCGGAGGAAGUGUGGCAGCUUCUGCAGUUCAGAUGAUGUUGUCAUUUUCAAGGCUCAGGAAAGCUUGAAGAAAGCAGCCGACCUCGGCGUAAAUGCCGAACGUGGGCGUAUUCUGCUCAAUGACAGUAUGAGGUUAUUUGAGCAGGUAGCCAAGAGUUUGAGCUAUGAAAACCUGUCCGAGACUGUGAACCAAUACAUUCAGCUCGAGUUCUAUGCUGGCGCUAUCAGACUUGCCCUCAAGGUUGCCCAUGAAUGGGAUCGGGGUAACAAGGCGCUUUCUUGGGUGCGGGACAACCGUGACCACAACGGCGAUCCAAACGAUGCCCGGCGUCAAUUCUACGACAAGCGCGCAUUUUGCUACACCUUAGUCUGCAAGGUCAUCGAGGCCGUCGACUAUGCUUACAACACCCAAGGACCUGUACCAGAUGGUGUCAUCUCCGCAGUCACCCGUCGCAAACACGAAGCGUAUGAGCAGAUUAACAAUUCAGAGGACGAGGUCUUCCAAAACUACCUUUAUGAUUGGUAUAUGGAGAAUGGCUGGUCCGAGCGAUUGUUGGAAAUCAACUCCCCCUUCGUCGUCGAGUACCUAAAACAGAGCUCGGAGACAAACUUGGCACAUGCGGACCUACUAUGGCGAUACUACGCUCACUACAACGACUACCUAAGUGCAGCGGAUACACAAUACCAACUCGCGAAGAGUACGUUACCGUUGACGCUGGAGAAGAGAAUAGAGUAUCUGUCUCGAGCCAAGGCCAAUGCCUCGACGCGCAUGACCGGUUUCGCGGAUGCCGGCGUACGUAACCGGCAAUCUCGACAGGAACUGCUACGAAACAUCAGUGAUCAUCUCGAUAUCGCCAACAUCCAAGACGAUGUGUUGCAGAGGAUUAGGGGUGACGAACGACUCAGUGGCCAGCGGAGAGACGAGGUCAUUGCCCACCUCAACGGUCAAAUCCAUUCUCUUGACGAGCUCUAUCACGACUACGCAGACCAAGCAGCAUAUUAUGACAUUUGUCUGCUUAUAUACCACGCCGCCGACUACCGCAGUGUACCCGAUAUUCGCUCGACAUGGACCAACCUCAUUGAUCAGACCCAUCGUAAAGCUCUAGCAGAUGGCCAAAGUGCACCUUGGGAGGCUGUUGCACUGAAAGUUGAGGACCUUGGUCACCGUACCAACCUAAACGACAACGUAUUCCCAGUGAACAUUGUCCUGCAACUCCUUCUCCAGUACGACUUGGAAUUCUACGUGCAUGAUGCGAAUGCGCCAAACACACAAAAUCUAGCCUUGAACUCCAACUUGACGUGGCCGAUCGACGUCUUCCUUAAGAUUAACGCGCCGUAUGAGAACUUGGUUGCGACCUUGGAAGCGUUGUGGUAUGCACAAGAACAGCCGUUUGCAGGCCGCAACCGUAAGCUGCUCGUCAAAUGGAUCGUUUACCUGGUGGAGCACUGGAGUAAAGCUAGUAGACGGACUGGUACACUCUUCGGUGGCCCUGAGAACGCCAUUGGCCUUGCUGAGGUGAUGCGCAUCAUCUUAGGCAGCGAAGUACUGGGGCGAGACAUGGAUGAUCAAUCAUGGAUCCAACGGGCGAGAGAGGUCAGCGCCACUGUUGAGGAAGCCGCGCGAUGAAGAGUUAUAUGAGAAGAGUGUCGUACUUGGUUAUGAAAGAUCUAUGUAAGAACGGUUGUGAUUUGGUUUAUCUUCUCUUUGCCAUUCAUCACAGCGCGAGGCGUUGAAUAGGUGCAUGAGUAUAGGGGGCUGGCUGGCGUCAAAAGCAUGGCAUGAAAUGUAAUCUUGUAGGACCUUU